Tribolium madens (black flour beetle) is the source of this 1989-nucleotide messenger RNA. Its product is annotated as E3 ubiquitin-protein ligase RFWD3-like. The record is from RefSeq and is a predicted model, not a curated record. Gene Ontology annotation, biological process: interstrand cross-link repair; protein ubiquitination. Bases 150 to 1877 code for a protein of 575 amino acids. Gene Ontology annotation, cellular component: nucleus. The transcript has 2 exons. Gene Ontology annotation, molecular function: ubiquitin protein ligase activity; protein binding. Lineage: Eukaryota; Metazoa; Arthropoda; Insecta; Coleoptera; Tenebrionidae.
UUAUGAGAAAUGUGCAAAAGUUCAGAUUACGCAAAGACGUGAAGGUCGUUGACGUUGAAACGUCCUUGAGUUUGACGCCGCCAUUUGACAGUUGAUAGUUUUUUGAGGUUAUGUCGGAAAUUUUUAUUUGAAAAAACGACAAAAAAGUAAUGAACCUGGAUGACUACAAUCACGGAGAAAAUGAGAUGGAUGUUGAAGGCUCUGAGGAAUUUCCCAUGCAAAUAAUAUCGCAACCACCGUUGGAGGAAAUUCAUCCUUUAGCUUUAGUAGCAAUAAAUGUUGAUAAUAAUGUAAGAACUAACAACCACAAUGUAGUAGAGUUCCCGAUUGUGCCACAAAACAUAGUUGAAGUCAACGAAAUCGAAAGGCUGUCUCCUGCAGAAUCAGUGCAGAAUUUUGACGAAGAAAGUAACCAAAAUAACGAUUCCAACGAACCCAUUCAAACCUCCAGAAAGCGCACAUAUGAGGUUGAGGAACGCGAAGAGGACGGCUCUGUGUGCCCCAUUUGUUUGGACGAGUGGACGAACACUGGCUCGCACAGGAUAUGUGCCCUCAAAUGCGGGCAUUUGUUCGGUUUCCAGUGUAUAUCUCGGUGGCUAGACCAGAAUACGAAGAAGUCGUGUCCAACUUGCAAGGAAAAGGCGCGCCAGCAUGAUAUUCGCUUUAUAUACGCCAAAAAACUAACCGCCAUAGACACCACGGAAUUAGACAAUAUUAAACAACAAUUAGAUACAGUAAUAGAACAAAGGAAUAAAUUCCAGACUGAACUGGCAACGUGCGUCUACCGCGAGCAGUUGCUGAAGCACGAAAUAGCACAACUUAAGACUCAGUUGAGUAGUUUUACGAGACAAAAUAAUGUUCCUACUUUUAACCAACCGAUGAUGGAACGCGUAAAAUUGUACAUGGAUAAGGCGAUGGAAAUUUGCAAAUUCGGGGGCAGUCGAGUCUUCGACGCACGCUGCGAAUUGGACUUACUCAUGGCUUCAAUGAAGUCGCCUACUAACUUAUUCGCCGGUUUUGGUUUGAAGAAAAUUAAUAUUUCCGAUUACAGAACAAUCGCAUUUAUUCCAGUUCACACUUUGCAAAUUAGGGACAUUUGUUUCCAUAAAGAACAAAACUGGGUUCUUACGGCUUCCAUGGACAAGACUUUUAAAGUCAUAAAUAACCACGAGAACUCGAUUCUUUACCAAUUCACCCAUCAGAUGCCCCUAUGGUCGUGCUGCUGGGACGAAAACAACCCUUACGAGUUAUACGUGGGGACCCAAGCAGGAUCAGUUAUUAAAUACGACAUUCGACAAUUGACUGAAGCGGUUUCUACGUUUUCCAUUGAGGGGGACAUGUCGCCGGUGGUGUCAGUGGCGUCCAUCCCGGCGGCCCCGGGGGAGACUUUGGCGCAAGGAGGCGUCGUUUCGUGCAAAUUAAACUCUCUGUGGCUUUACGAGAACGUGAAUGGAGAGUACAGAAGACAUCCAAUUUCCUUAGAGGGACCAUUCGUUUCAAUGAAAUAUCAAGCAAACACAAAGCAAUUGUUAGUGUCUUCUAGGCCCAAUAGUCGCAUUACGUACGCUAGACAUACUUUAAGUUAUUUGGAGAAAAAUGAAGAUAAAAUUGACUGUAAUAUUCUGCAUACGUUUCAAGGAGGCGGCAUGCAAAAAUUGCUAUCAAAGUCAUGUUUUUUGUCUCAUACGAGUGAUUAUGUUGCUGCACAUCAGGAGAAUUGUAAAAGUGUGUUUUUAUGGAGUAUCAAUACCGGACAAAAGGUUUGCUCUGUUACCGCUCAUGAGAGUGUUCUAGAUCUGAAAGGGUUCCAGAAUCAAAAUGGUAGUUUUUUGGUUUCGUUGACUGAUAAGAAACUCGAAUUUUUCAAAUUUGCCUAGUCGGUUAUUAAAGUUUUAUUGUUUUAAGUAAUUACACUUCUUAAUAAAAACUUUGUUAUUAAUCACAUUUCAAACAUACUUUUUUCAAUAAAUUAUUUAUAUUUUUAUUAUA